UUAGUCCAAAAGUUACACUGUGACAUAGGAUCAAAUGUCAAAAUUAUAGUAUAAAUUUUUCAACAAAUAUAAAUAAAAUUUUUGUGAUUUUUAACAUUGUAAAUUUAGAAAAUGGCAUGUAAAAGACCUUUGGGCCCUGGACCGGGUGCUUACCAGCUCCCCACAACAGUGGGUUACAACAGCCACGAUCCAUCCCGGUACCGUAACCCGAUGUUCUCGUUCGGAACAAACGCGGGGUUCAGGGUGAAGCAGUUGGGGCCAGGCCCUGCCUACAAGAUACACCGGGUCACGAGGGACGGCAUGAUGACAUCGCCGGCGUGGAGUUUUGGUGCCAGGUUUGGGCAACGAGCAAUUCUCCGAACCCCAGGUCCAGGGGCGCACGCCCCAGAACGCUGCCCACCGAUGAAAGAACCACGUGCUCCAGUCUACUCCAUGGGUGCUCGCACCAGCUUCACUCUGAAGAGGCCUGGCCCAGCGCCCAACGCAUACGCCCUGAGACUUGGGAGUGAGACGCCUGCCUACACAAUGGGCGCUCGAGUCGGGUUCAAUCCGAAGGCGAAAUCUCCUGGACCCGCAGUCUAUUACCAACACAGCACUGAUGUUUAUAAAACGAAAAUGCCGAUAUAUUCUUUGGGUGCGCGGUUAGAAGGCGCUGGGAAGGCAUCCAAGUCCCCAGGGCCAGCCAACUACCCACCACACCUCUACAACACUAAAAAGAAUCCGUACUCAUACUCAUUUGGAACGAAGCACGGUGACUAUGCCCCGCCAAUGAUCAUCAAGGAAGACACAAUGGACUGUCUAUAAAGUUAAAUCGUAAAGUUAUAACUACCAGCCUAUCUAAAAAUCAAAAACAAACUGCUAUAAGGGUAUUAAAAGUAACUUUUAUAAUUGAACCUACCAUGGCAAGACAGCGAUGUUACCGUUACGAUAUAGUAGAGGAAUGAAAUGUAUGUAAUCGUAUGAAGAUUAGAGACGCUUCUAUUUAACGUCAAUUAACGCACUAUUUUAUAAUCGCGACAAAAUGUCAUAAAUUUACUAGAGGAAGACUUUGUACAAAAGUCGUUUUGCUUAGGCACCUCUGUCCCAUUCGUGUUUCGGCCGUGAAGCAGUUGUGUUUGCAUAGCUGUAUUUCGGUUUGAAAAUAUUUUUGUAAAUUUACUGCCGUAUCCCAGUGAAUUUACAGGGUACAAAGGAAUAACACUUAACUCCUCAGGAAUGGCAACGCAUGGGCGGUAUCAUGGGCGAAAUAGUAUAAAUACUCUGUUUUUUUUUAUUGGUAGAAAAUAGUAACCCCGCCUGCGCUAACGGGAUACGCUGGCGGAGCACCAGUGAAGGAUGAUAGAUGAGAAUGAAAACAGGCCAGUUAGCCCAUCAUGAUGAAUUCAUCAGGAAUUAAUCAUGAUAGUUUCCAGGGGGAACCGCGAGGAGUUCGACCUGGUUGGAUAUAUUACUAGCAAUAGGAUUCUCAAUUUCUAUUACUAACAAUCCCAUUUCCCCCUAUAAGUAUUCUGUUAUGACCAUGGUACUGCUCAUGUCAGGCGACAUUUACCACUUUCCAUCAGGUUGGCGUCAGCAUGUUUGCCAUUCUAAGUUGCAUAAAAAAAAAAUUGUAAAAGUCCUUCGAUAUUUAAGUUUUGAAAUUUGUUGAGUUUUUUCAACGAAAUCAGUUGAGCUUCCUCGAAUACAUAAUUGUGUGCGCAUUCUAAUGCGUCUGUAAAAACAGCAUAAUCAUA
Galleria mellonella (greater wax moth) is the source of this 1733-nucleotide messenger RNA. Its product is annotated as outer dense fiber protein 3-like. The record is from RefSeq and is a predicted model, not a curated record. NCBI's taxonomy places the organism in Eukaryota, Metazoa, Arthropoda, Insecta, Lepidoptera, Pyralidae. The coding region runs from base 112 to 804 and encodes 230 amino acids. Gene Ontology annotation, cellular component: cytoskeleton. The transcript has 5 exons.